CAGUCGCGUCGGAUCGCGCCGUGGCAACUUGCCAUCAUAUUUUAUCAACGACGAACUCGCCAUGCUGGAAAACACGCUUCGAUUUCUAACAGCUGUGGUCAAGCCCAAACCUACCUUCACAAUCCCACCCUCAGACCCCGACCCGGUUCAUAACUUCUCUAUGAGAGAUCGAAACUCCUCUAAGAACCUAUCUUCAUAUCCCAGUGGAAACUCCAUCACCUCUUGGUCUUCCUCGCAGCGUCAACC
Mycena citricolor is the source of this 246-nucleotide messenger RNA. NCBI's taxonomy places the organism in Eukaryota, Fungi, Basidiomycota, Agaricomycetes, Agaricales, Mycenaceae. The record is from the annotation of a GenBank genome assembly.